Messenger RNA from Manacus vitellinus (golden-collared manakin), 3981 nucleotides. RefSeq names its product dynein axonemal heavy chain 11 (gene DNAH11). The record is from RefSeq and is a predicted model, not a curated record. Gene Ontology annotation, biological process: microtubule-based movement. Gene Ontology annotation, cellular component: dynein complex. Lineage: Eukaryota; Metazoa; Chordata; Aves; Passeriformes; Pipridae. Gene Ontology annotation, molecular function: dynein light intermediate chain binding; minus-end-directed microtubule motor activity; dynein intermediate chain binding.
AUGCUCUUAUUUACCAUGCUGCUUUGAGAACUUUCCUUGGAUGAUCAUCAAAAAAUCAUGGCCAUUUGCACUGUAGACAUUCAUGCCAGAGAUGUAUUAGCAAGCCUUUGAGCUCAGGUGGUCACCGGUUUCAGAGCUUUUGCUUGGUUGUCAUAGCUACGCCAUAGAUGGGAUGAUGUCCAGAAACACUGUUUUGCCAACAUUAGCAAUGCUCAGUUUCAGUACAUUUUUAAGUACUUGGGAAAUACCCCUUGGCUAGUCAUUACACCUUUGACUGACAGGUGUUACAUUACUCUAACUCAAGCUCUCGACCUGAAAGUGAGUGGUUCUCCUGAAGAACUAGCUGGCAUAGGUAAGACAGAGACCACUGAAGAUUUAGGCUGUGCCCUUGGUAUGAUGGUGUACAUCUUCAACUGUUCAGAAUACAUGGAUGAAAAGGUGAGAUAGAAUAUCUGUUAAGAUUUGGUCCAGACAGGAGCCUGGGGGUGCUUCAAUGACUUCAGUGGUGCCUUGGUAGUUCAGUCAGUGGUGGUAGUACAAUUAAAGACUAUCCAUGAUACAAUUAGAAACAAGAAAAAGGAAUUUGUAUUUCUUGAUGAAAAUAUUACGUUGAAGUCCACAGCUAGAAUUAUUACCAUGAUCCCCAGAUGUGCAGGUCAGACAGAACUACCUGAAAACCUCAUAGCUCUGUUCAGACCCUGUGGCAUGGCUGUCCCUGACAUUGAACUGAUCUCUGAAAUUACGUUGGUUGCUGAAGGGUUUAUUGAUGCGUGUCUGUUAGCUAGGAAGUUUAUCACCUUGUAACUACUCUACUGGGAGCUGCUCCCUGAACAGCACUAUUAUGACUGGUGACUUCAGGCUAUCAAGUCAGUUUUGGUAAUUGCUGGGCCCUUGAAACAAGGAGACAAGAAAUAGUCCUGAGGAUCAGUGCUUAUGGGAAUCUAAAGAGACUUUAAUUUCCCUAAAAUAGUAACAGAUGAUAUCCCAAUUUUCACAGGCCUAAUCAGUGACCUGUUUCCAGCUCUGGAUGUUACUAGGAAGAGGAACCUACAGUUUGAACAGAUGGGUAAACAAUCUACCCUGAAGCUUCAUUUGAAGCCUGAAGAGAGCUUUAUUCUCAAAGCUGUUCAACUGGAGGAGCUGCUGGCAGUGCAUCACUCUGUGCUUGACGUUGGAAAUGCAGGAAUUGGAAAGAGUAAGGUACCUGCCUACCUAUGCAUUCUGCUCCACACGUAUGUGAACAUGAAAGAGAUACCUGUUUGGAAUGAUCUUAACUCAAAAGUCCUGACAACUGAUGAACUGUUUGGCUUUAUACACCAUGAAACCUGAUAAGGGAAAGAUGAAUGUGGAAGACCAAGUGUAGCUGCAGCCUUGGCUCAUCUAUUGCUAUUUUUCAAAUGCAGAGCAGACCCUUGUUGCGAGCCAGUGAAAGCACGGGAACUGCUGAGUAAUAUGCUUCCGAGGAAUUCCUCAAGCUACAAUAAACUGCAUGCCUCUAUGCACCUAGUCUUGUUUGAGGGUGCCAUGCAGCAUGUGUGCCAAAUCACUUAUUUCCUAGAAUUCCCUAGGGGUUGUGCACUUCUGAUUGGAGUAGGUGGUAAACUGAGCUUGUCAAGGCUGGCAGCAUAUAUCUGCUCCCUAGAGCUUUUCCAAAUCACACAGAAGAAAGAUUACGGGAUGCAGGACCUCAGGGUAGAUCUUGCCAGUUUGUACAUCAAGACUGGUGCCAAGAACAUGCCAACAGUGUUUUUGCUGACAGAUGCCCAAGUUCCAGAUGAACGCUUUUUUGUGCUGAUUAAUGACUUGUUGGCAUCAGGAGAGCUUCCAGAUCUGUUCAGUGAUGAAGGCUUGAAGGUCAUAGUUGCAGGAGUAGAAAAAGUCUGAGCCCUGGGCCUGAUGGACACCAGAGAGCACUGCUGGAGCCACUCAUCCAGGACUCCAUUAUGCCCACACCAGUGUGAAUGCAUUGAGUGCAAAUACAGUCAUAGCAAGAGGCAAUACAAUUACACCGCUCCAAAUAGUUUUCUGGAGCAAAUCAUGCUUGAUAAGAUCCUCCUAGAGAAGAAAAGCAAGAUGUCACGACACAUGGAGCACUUGGUAAAGGGCACGCAGAAGCUUUCAGAAUUAGGAAGGAAGGCAAAAAGAUGUGAAAGGAAGGCAGCAGCUUUCCAGGUGUAUCAUGAGGCAGAACCAAAAUGUUGUGCGCUGGCUCAGGCUCACACUGAAUUAGCAGCAGCUACAGAAAAACUGGAAGCCGUCAGGAAAAAGCUUCUUAAGGUUCCUUUUCCUGUGAUGGAGGGCCUGGACCCAAUUGCCACAGUGACGGAUGAUGCUACGAUUGCAGCAUGGAGUAACGAGAGACUGCCUGGUGAUAGGAUGCCAACAGAAAAUGCCACUUCUCUAAGAAACUGCGAGUGCUGACCCCUGAUGAUAGAUCCCCAGCAACAGGGAAUUAAAUGGAUAAAGAAUACAUGCGGAGCUGACCUUAUCACACGUCUAGGACAGAAAGGUUUUCUGAAGACCAUUGAAAGAGCUUUGGCUUUUGAUGAGACUGUACUAAUUGAAAACAUGGGUGAAUCUAUUGAUCCCAUACUUGAUCCCCUGCUUGGAAGACAUAUAGUUAAAAAGGGAAGGUACAUAUAUAUAUCAAGAUUGAAGAGAAAAAAAUGGGAAUUCAACAAGAAUUUCCAUCUCAUCCUUCACACUAAGCUGGCUAACACUCACUACAAGCGAGAACUGCAGGCUCAGGCCACCCUCAUUAAUUUCUCUGUCACUGAGGACAGGCUGGAAGACCAGCUGUUGGCUGAGGUUGUUAGUCCUGAAAGGCAGGACUUAGAAAAACAUAAGUCCAUAAGAGGAUAUGAUGGCACUGUUAGGAGCUGGGAUAUUUGGUUAAUAGAUCACAAUUUAUCCCUGCAAGAAUGCAGUUCUGUGGCUGCUGCAGUCGUACCAAUAGGCCUGGCCAAGCAGCAGAAUGGUUUCACGAAUGAGCUCCAGCAGCUGGAGGAUGACAUGCUGCUCAGGCUGUCAGCUGCCUGAGGCAAUCUCUUAGAUGACAGUGCACUUGUAAAGAAAAUCAUAACGAAGUCAACUUCAGCAGAAAUACAACACAAGGUAAUUGAAGCCAAAGAAAAUGAAGCUCAGAUUAACAUGACAAGGGAGCACUACAGACCAAUAGCCGUAAGAGCAUCCAUUCCUUACUUUGUCUGUAUCAGCCCAGGUAGCAUCAACCCCAUCUACCAGUUUUGCAUAAUUGGCCUUCAAUGUGUUUUCCACAAAGCAAUUAAAUAGGCUGAAAUAUCAGGGGAUAUUCAAUGUUGUAUCUCUAACCUGAGAAAAGUUGUCACAUAUUCAACCUUUCUUUUCACAAGCCAAGGACUUUUUGAAAAAGAUAACCUCAUUUUUCUGGCCCAAACAGUUUUUCAGAUGAGGAAAAAUCUCUGAUUGAUUCUUCUAAGAAGUAAAGAGAUAGAAUUUGUUGAAUUGGAUUUCCUUCUUCGAUUCAGAAGAACACAUGUGAGUCCUGUUGACUUCCUAAGUACUCAGUGAUGGAGUGUCAUUAGAGCUAUGGCAGUGAUGGAUGUGUUCAGUGGGGUAGAUAAAGAUAUUGAAAGAUCCACCAAGAAAUGGAAGAAGUGAGUGGACUCAGAAUGUCCAGAAAAGGAAAAGUUCCCCCAGGAAUAGACAAAAAAAAAAAAACAAACCUCUUUUGAGAAACAAAUAAUGCUGUCCAAGGACAGAAUGACAUACACUCUGAGGAACUUUGUGGAAGAAAAGCUUGGCUGAAGCUAUGUGGAAAGCGCAAGGAUGGAUUUAGCAAAAUGCAGUGAGCAGUCCAGCUCAACCAGUCCUGUGUUUUUCAUUCUGGCUUCCAGAGUAGACCCACUUGAAGAUACUGAGACAUUAGGUAAGCCUCUUACUUGCUUCACUCGCAACAGAAGCAACUUGCAACUGUCCUCCCAACAAAGAAAGGAAAAUUGA